AUGCUCUGGAGGAGCAUACAUAUAUUCCCCCUUGCGCUCACGAAGACUUUGCUCGAUUAUGUGCAGUUAAUCACUGGCGUUUCACUUUUUGUUCGUCGACGCGAUCACUUCACUCCUCAUCCGUCAGCUGGCUUCGAAGGCUAUUACACUCGUACCCAGCUCGACGAUGGCGGAACCCUUGCGACUAUAUUCUGCUGCGUCAGGGGCGCGAAGACGCGCGAGAACCUAGUAUGCGUCAUGUACCAGCCAGGUAGCAACAGCAUCUUGCCGCCCUUCAAGUACGAGUUUUACCCCGAUCGCAUCGAUACCACUGUCCAUCCGCUUGCUCGUCCUGAAUAUGAUCGGGCUUUCAAACUCUCAGCAGAAGACAUAGGAACGAUGGAGGUCACGUCGACUAGCAUACAUUACACGAUCUCCGUGCCACAGCUGGAGUUCCACGUUGAUCUUCGUCUCACAAAGGAUACGCCUUGGUCGUACGAGCGUCCGCUCGAUGGUCCUAUGGGCCCGCUUCUCCACCUAUCGGACUUUCUGCCCCUCAACUGGCAUGUCCGCUCAACGGCGAGCAAUGCAGAGUGCAGCAUUACACGUGCCGGCCAAACACAGCGUGGCAAGGGGACUGCUCACGUCGAAAAGAACUGGGGGCGAUCCUUUCCUUCUGGCUGGAUCUGGAGCCAAGCAUCCGGCCCAAUGGGAAGCACAUUUUGCCUUGCCGGCGGCGACGCUUUAUACGGCGUCCAGUCCUAUCUCAUUGGUUAUCGUUCCCCGCGGCUCCAGUGGGACUUCAGGCCGCCUUUCACUUUUGCCAUCGGACGGUUUUCACCCUAUAUGCGGGUUGAGCAUAACAGUGUGUCAGGUACGUUCAACCUGGAGACCAAGACCUUCACAAGGAAGCUCGCCGUCAGCAUUGCCGCCUCGCCAGACUCGUUUAUUGGGCUUCCAGCUCCUUUGCAAGAAGGGCACCGCCCGGCCUUUGCCUUCGAGAGUUUCGAGGCAUCAAUCUCGAUUGCCUUGUGGGAGCGACGGUGGCCAUGGCAAGACUGGAGGCUGGUAGAGACUAUUUGGAAGGAAACGCCCUGCACUGCUCUUGAAUUUGGCGGCGACUUCUCGCAUCGUACUCAAGCCAAUCAAGACUAG
This is a messenger RNA of Postia placenta MAD-698-R-SB12, 1134 nucleotides long. RefSeq lists its product as hypothetical. Bases 1 to 1134 code for a protein of 377 amino acids. The record is from RefSeq and is a predicted model, not a curated record. The transcript has a single exon. Gene Ontology annotation, molecular function: tocopherol cyclase activity. NCBI's taxonomy places the organism in Eukaryota, Fungi, Basidiomycota, Agaricomycetes, Polyporales, Adustoporiaceae.